This is a messenger RNA of Penicillium angulare, 1029 nucleotides long. RefSeq lists its product as uncharacterized. The transcript is spliced from 3 exons. The record is from RefSeq and is a predicted model, not a curated record. NCBI's taxonomy places the organism in Eukaryota, Fungi, Ascomycota, Eurotiomycetes, Eurotiales, Aspergillaceae. The coding region runs from base 1 to 1029 and encodes 342 amino acids.
AUGUCGGAUAAGGCCGGGCUCAAGCCCAGAUACGGUUUGGAUUAUUCUCGCGACCCAGCAAAGGACAUUGUUGCGUUAUUUGGCUUAGACAACAAUCACCCCGCCAAGGUUCUCGCCAGGCAUAACUCGUCUUUGUUAGACGAGGCUCCGGAUCUGGUUGCCCUUGAACCAAAAAGAACCAUCUCGCUUUACGUUUCUUCUGAUCCCUGCGACAACAACGAGAAUUUGAUCAUCGACCAAGCCAUAGAUACCAAAUAUCUGACCCAAAACGAGGAGAACACGCGUGUGGACGAGAAGGAAAUGUCUUCAGAACUACUAUGGCGCAUGGCGGGUGCCAGUCCCUUUUCGUCGAUCAAAGAGUUGGUCCAGGCUGGCAAAAACACCUCACGUCUGUGGAAAGUUCCGAUGGAAGAUAACUUGUUACUAAACUACGGCAUUCGUUACAUUCCUUCUCAUGAAGCCUCUGCUCCCACCCAGCGAACCGUGAUCAUCGAGGGAUUUCCUUCCGACUCUACUCUUACAGAAGUGCUAUCUUGGGUGCGGGGUGGUCAAGUUUUCGCAGCGUCCCUGAUGAAUACCACCCCAAUCACUGGUUAUGAAAGUGCGAUGGUCACUUUUCUGACUGGAGAGAGUACUCUGCGAUUUGCGGAAAUGAUUGUCAAUGAAACCGAUACUUCACUCCCAGAGGGAGUGACUGUUCGAUUCCUGGAGACCCCUACUUAUCCGAUCUCUGGAAAACUUCAGAAGACGAUCGAAGACAAAAAGGCGACUCGCUGUCUUCUUUUGCAAGGUCGCAUUGAAGAAGCUCAUCAGGCUUUCUGGAAGCUGAAAAAGAAGCUCCCUUGUAAGCAAUAUGUCGAUUGUAUUGCCAAGAAGAAGCAGCGAGUGUUUCAUUUCCCCUCCAUCAAGCUAGCCCUGUGGGCCUACGAGGAGCUUUGCAAGGAUUCCGAAUUCGGGCCUGAAAGUGUCUGCUUCCACGCAGACCCUUGCUCUGACCCUACCACAACUUCCGCCUUUAGUAAUAGCUAG